Meyerozyma guilliermondii ATCC 6260 is the source of this 1722-nucleotide messenger RNA. RefSeq names its product asparagine synthase (glutamine-hydrolyzing) 2 (gene ASN1). Gene Ontology annotation, cellular component: cytosol. The transcript has a single exon. Lineage: Eukaryota; Fungi; Ascomycota; Pichiomycetes; Serinales; Debaryomycetaceae. The record is from RefSeq and is a predicted model, not a curated record. Bases 1 to 1722 code for a protein of 573 amino acids. Gene Ontology annotation, molecular function: asparagine synthase (glutamine-hydrolyzing) activity.
AUGUGUGGAAUUUUCGCUGCUUUCAGGCAGCCCGAAGUGGACAAGUACAAAGAGACUGCUCUCAGCAACUCCAAGAUGAUUCGUCAUCGUGGUCCUGACUGGUCUGGUAACGUCAUUAGAAACUCCACCAUUCUUUGCCAUGAACGUUUGGCUAUUGUUGGUUUGGAUUCUGGUGCCCAACCUAUCAAGUCUGACGACGACAACUACUUCUUGGCCGUCAAUGGUGAGAUCUACAACCAUAUUCAGUUAAGAGAUCAAUUUAAAGACUACAAAUUCCACUCGUUAUCUGACUGUGAACCUAUCAUUCCUUUGUUUGAAAAGUACGAUGUGGAUGCUCCAAAGUACUUGGACGGUAUGUUUGCGUGGGUGCUCUACGACAAGAAGAAGGAUAGAAUCGUGGCUGCUAGAGACCCUAUUGGUAUCACCACCUUGUACAUGGGUAAAAGCUCCAAAAACCCAAAAACCAGAUACUUUGCCUCCGAGCUCAAAUGUCUCUUGCAAGACUGUGAUGAAGUUGUUGCCUUCCCCCCUGGUCAUGUUUAUGACUCUGACACCGACAAGCUCACCAGAUACUUUGAACCAACUUGGUGGGAUGAAACCAAGGUGCCACAAAAGAAUGUAGACUACAAAGAAGUCAGAGAAACUCUUGAAAUGGCCGUCAGAAAGAGAUUGAUGGCAGAGGUACCUUAUGGAGUUCUCUUGUCUGGUGGUUUGGACUCAUCGUUGAUUGCCUCUAUCGCUGCUCGUGAAACUGAAAAGGCAGCCAAGUCUUUCAGUAGCCACGGAAUCGACGCCAACAAGGAAUUAUCGGGUGUUGAUGAGUCUGGUUCUUUGCACAGCAGCGGAUGGAACAGAUUGCACUCUUUUGCCAUUGGUUUGCCCGGUGCUCCGGAUUUAAUUGCUGCUGAAAAGGUGGCUCAUUUUAUUGGUACCAUUCACCACUCUCAUACCUUCACUCUUCAAGAAGGUUUGGACGCUCUUAACGAUGUGAUUCUCCACCUUGAAACCUACGAUGUGACCACCAUCAGAGCAUCUACUCCUAUGUACUUGUUGUCGAGAAAGAUCAAGGCUCAAGGUGUCAAGAUGGUGUUAUCUGGAGAAGGAUCUGAUGAGAUUUUUGGCGGAUACCUUUACUUUGCCAAUGCUCCAAACGCCAGCGAUUUUCACCAGGAAUGUGUUAAGCGUGUGAAGAACUUACAUUACGCUGAUUGCUUGCGUGCUAACAAGUCUACUAUGGCUUGGGGUGUGGAGGCUAGAGUGCCAUUUUUGGACAAGCAAUUCCUCGAGGUUUGCAUGAACAUCAACCCUGAGGAUAAGUUGAUAAAACCUAAGGAGGGCAAGAUCGAAAAAUACGCCUUGAGAAAGGCAUUUGAUACUUCUUCCGAGCCAGACGUCAAACCUUACUUGCCAGAAGAGAUUUUGUGGAGACAAAAAGAACAAUUUUCAGACGGUGUUGGUUACUCGUGGAUUGAUGGCUUGAAGGAUGCCGCAGAAGCUGCUGUCAGUGACGAAGAGCUUGCCACACCUAAACCAGAAUGGGGCGAUGACAUUCCAACCACAAAGGAAGCCUACUGGUAUAGAUGCAAAUUCGACGAUAUCUUCAAGGAAAAAUCUGCCAUUGCAGCCACCACUGUCAUGAGAUGGAUUCCAAAGGCUGAAUGGGGAUGUCACGCAGACCCAUCAGGAAGAUACGCCAACAUUCAUGAAGCCAAGGUUGAAUAG